CUCCAAAAUUAUCGAAUGUUUCAGUUGAUGAGAUUUUCUGUAGAGGAAAUAAAUAACUCUACCAACCUCCUGCCAAAUGUAUCUCUCGGCUAUGAGAUUUUUGAUCACUGUUCAGAUAGAUACAAUUUUCCAGAUAUUUUCAAACUUUUGUCAGUCAAGGACUUGAUCCAACCUUGGGAUGAACCACACGGUCAAAAAGCACAGACGUCCAAUGUGUCCAAAGUGAUGGCAGUGGUUGGUCCGUUUACAAGCACUCAGUGCAUGACUGUAGCCCCUCUGUUCAUGGUAGAUCUCAUUCCUAUGGUCAGUUAUGGAGCUUCUAGUUCUGUCUUUUUGACAAAACAGAAUUUUCCCUCUUUCCUACAAACAGUGCAUUCCAAUAAAGACAUCAUAGAAGUGAUUGUUAGCAUUGUGCAGAAGUUCAACUGGGGCUGGGUUGCUUUUCUUAACAGUGAUGAUGAUUAUGGCAAAGAUGGACUGGAAUUGUUCAUAAAGAGGAUUAAGGACACUGAUAUCUGCCUUGCAUACACCCAAGAUCUCAACUACAACACAAAUUACUCUGUAUUAUUCAAACAGAUAGCAAUACAGAGGAUAAAUGUCAUUAUUGUUUUGGCUCCAAGAAUGACUGCUGAAGCUCUCAUUAAGUCAGCAAUACGACUAAAUGUCACCAACAAGGUGUGGAUAGCAGAUGAGGGAUGGUCCUUGGACAAGAUGCUUUCCAAGAAACAAGAAAUCAAAAAUAUUGGAACUGUACUUGGAGUGUCUCAGCCUGUAGUGCCAAUACCUGGUUUCAAUAAAUUUAUCUAUUCUUUCAAAAGCCAGACUCAUUUUGAAAAUGCAAGUGAGCAGGAGUUUUGUAAUCAGGUUUGCAACUGCAGCAGCAUAAGGGCAGACGAAAUCUUUAAUGUGGAUCCAUCUUACUCUUUUUCUGUUUAUUCUGCUGUAUAUGCCAUCGCUCAUGCCUUACAUAAUGCCUUGCAAUGUGGAUCUGGCAGAUGUAAUGACAAUAUUACAGUAUACCCACACAUGGUUCUGGCAGAACUGAAGAAAUCAAACUUUACACUUUUAAAUCAAAGAAUUCAGUUUGAUGACAAUGGGGACCCCAAGUAUGGAUCAUAUUCUAUAGUUUUCUGGAACCAAAGUGGUGAUGCAGAGGAAAUCGGCUUUUAUGAUUUUUACCCAUCGGCCAUUUCUUUCAUCAACAGUACCAAAAUUGAGUGGUACACAAAAGGAGAAGUGCCUUCUUCAAAGUGUUCCCCAAAAUGUCGUAAAGGAUAUGCAAAGAAGCUAAAUGGAAUCCACAAAUGCUGCUUCGAUUGUGAAAUCUGUCCAAAUGGAACUUAUGUCAACAGCACAGGGAGCAGUGUGGAAAAUCGGGAGGCGAGGGACCGAGGACAAGGGGCGGCCCGCGAUUCUCCUCGGUGCCUCAACGCGCCUGGUAUGAAGACAAAAACUGGCGACACACAAUAG
Etheostoma cragini (Arkansas darter) is the source of this 1470-nucleotide messenger RNA. RefSeq names its product taste receptor type 1 member 1-like. The record is from RefSeq and is a predicted model, not a curated record. The transcript has 5 exons. Lineage: Eukaryota; Metazoa; Chordata; Actinopteri; Perciformes; Percidae. Gene Ontology annotation, cellular component: membrane. Bases 16 to 1470 code for a protein of 484 amino acids. Gene Ontology annotation, molecular function: G protein-coupled receptor activity. Gene Ontology annotation, biological process: G protein-coupled receptor signaling pathway.